AUGGCCCAUAUGCCUCCUCCACCGCCGCCACAAACUCUCAACCACCCAAUUAGGAUAUCUACGCCCUCCCAUCAUGACUCCGAUUCCGAUUCCGAUUCCGACCCUGACUCGGACGUUGCUACACCCUCUGCACUCUCCCCUUCGACACCUCGUCGUAUCACGUCGGACCCGAGCAAAGGAAUAUCUGAGCGCCUCCUCGAUCAGUUACGAUCAACUAUUGAAGGAUAUCCCUCCUUCGCCAACUACUGCUGCGGAGGCAACAUCCCCGUUACUUCCUCCUCUCGAAAUUCCCGGUCCCCACAAGAUCCUUCGAAGGCACCUAUAACCGCAUCACCAGUUACCUUACGCUUUGAUACCAUCUCUGGCAAUGUGUCCAAAUUGACUUUUCCUCCCGAGCCCGAAGACGAGAAAGGGAAAGGCAAGAAAAAAGUAGAGAUAGAGGACUUGCUUGGCUCCUGUACGCCAGAUAUAUCCGGAGAUGAGAAGCCCGGUAGAGGUACACGCGUUAGAGGCAGGAGAAGUUCCGCAAAGUUAGGGAAGGAGAAGCUUUCAGUAGAUGUCCACCCAAGCGAUCUUGGGAUCAUUGAUACCAUCAAACAGAUCCUGCUGCCAAGGGCUGGAUCACCGAGUAGUAAUGAUAAUUCACCGUCAGGAGGAAAGGGUAACUGGGAUGGAGGGGGAAACCAGAACUGGAAAGAGAGAAAAGAACAUUGGGGUGUUCGAGCGGAAUUGUGUGAGCUUAGUGCAUAUUUCAGCUCAUCCAGCAACACACAAACGCCGUUUGAAACACUUCCAAAAUGGGGGUCACAUUUUGCUACUCUAGUUAUUUGUUUACCAUAUGCCCACCAAGGUGGCGGCCAGCUCAUCACCCAUAAAGAUCCUGUUACAAACAAGACCCAUAGCACGUUAUUCCCCACCUCCUCCAUCAACCCAACCAUCACCUGGGCAGCUUUCCCACGCACCACUUCUCACUCUAUCCUCCCUAUUACGUGCGGGCACCUUAUAACUCUUACCUACAACCUCUACAUUACCGAAGCCAUCGGGGGGAUCAUGCAACGCUACCCUAUUGCGGACCCGAGAUUAUCUCCUCUUUUCAAAAUAGGGAAGGGAAUGCUUGAAAAUCCUGAUUUCUUACCAGAAGGUGGUGUCUUAGCUCAAUAUUGCGUCCAUCGCUAUUCGCAUACAAGCAAAAGCACCCAAAACUUAAUGCCAUACUCCCUUCUUGGCAUCGACGCAACCGUCUUUUGCGUGUUCCGCACUCUAGGCCUCAACACCUAUGUUGGGCCUAUACUAGGAGAUGAGGCGUGGGACGAGUGGCAGCAGGUUAAAGAGGAGAGACUGUUUAGUAAGAUUUAUCGUGAUAAUGAUGAAGAUAUGGAUGUUGAGGAGGGAGAGGAUGAAGAUGAUGAAGAAGAGGGAGAAGUAAUGAGGCUCGGGAUGAAGUGGCACCGGUUGAGGAUGGUUGGUGGUAAUGGUGGUGGUGCUGUUGGCGGUAAUUUGGGGAAAGGAGAGGGCAAACCAACCCAGAAGAGUGGUGAAGGCGGUGUCUUUAGGGUCGGCGUUGACCCUUCAAGCUUCAUCAACAAGCACUACCCACUUCACCUCCUACGCAAUGUCAUAUAUCUCAACGAAUCCUCAGAUCAUGGAUGGGAGAUCGCCAUGGCGAACUUAAAACUCAACCCAAAUCCCAGCCACUCCUCCGCUAAGAAACGGAUGGGUCAAAAACAGCAGGAAGAUGGGGAAGACGAAGACGAAGACGAAACCGGGGAUGAAAAGGAGGAUAUGGAGUUAAUGUGGCAGUAUUCACAUGCGGUUAUUCUCAUCGAGGUCCCAGCGAUGGGCCAAAAGGGGCGGAGUCGAGGCAGCCCGGUACUAAAUAUUUGA
Venustampulla echinocandica is the source of this 1884-nucleotide messenger RNA. RefSeq lists its product as uncharacterized. The transcript is spliced from 5 exons. Bases 1 to 1884 code for a protein of 627 amino acids. The record is from RefSeq and is a predicted model, not a curated record. NCBI's taxonomy places the organism in Eukaryota, Fungi, Ascomycota, Leotiomycetes, Helotiales, Pleuroascaceae.